Messenger RNA from Silurus meridionalis, 4218 nucleotides. RefSeq lists its product as uncharacterized. Bases 788 to 2833 code for a protein of 681 amino acids. Lineage: Eukaryota; Metazoa; Chordata; Actinopteri; Siluriformes; Siluridae. Gene Ontology annotation, molecular function: calcium ion binding. The record is from RefSeq and is a predicted model, not a curated record. The transcript is spliced from 16 exons.
UAACUCUGACAUUGUUCCUGGACUCCUGUUAGUUCAAAAAACAGAAAGGGACAAAAGAACACUAAAAGGAAGAACAAAAUAAUUAUACAGAUUACGAGCUGCUGUUGGUGCUCAAACAAGUUUGAUCGGGAAAACUCACUGAUGUGGAUACGUGAAGAAAGCCGUCAGUUUCAAAAUGGACUAGCUGGCAUGAGAUGUCCCGAUCCUCGUGUCCAUCGCUCCGGGAGACGUGUCUACAACAAGCCCUGGACUGGGGGGCCCAUGACACCAUCUUACUAUUUCUCCUUUGUCAGCAGAGCCAUAUUGUGGGACAGGGAACGUCAUCGGCAUCCGGAUGCCUUCCAUAACAGGGAACCUCGACCCCCAUGUUCACGUUUUGAGGCUCACAUGAAGACAUGUCCAGGCUUGAUCAGACCACCCUGUUUCCCACGUACACCCCGUCUACCUAGAUCCCAAGUGAAGGUACAAGGUCCAAAACCACCAAGACAGCGAGAAACUCAGAGAAAGCAGAACUCCCUAAGGCACUUCUCUAUGAUCUUCGAGUGUGCCAGCAUCUCCACAUCCAAGCAUCACCUCUCCAGACCCUGCGAUCUCUCCAGCACUGUCGGUCUAUUCCGAGACAAACCCAGAUGUGUUCCUGUCUUUUCAAGUUCCCUCCGCAAACUCAGAACACACCCCAAUUAAACAGGAAGACAUAAGUCAUAGAGACGUUACGUUGACUGGGACCAUUUCCCCACAAAUAGAACAGAAAGACUAUGCAGAACCUGAAGGUGAAGCAGUGGCACCAAUGACAAUGACUCCUGGCACCCCAUCAAGUCCUGUGACCCCCCUGACACCAAUGACACCCAGGACCCCAGAUUCUCUUACAGACCUGAGUCGUCCACCAUCCAGUCAGUUCAGCUAUAGCACCAACAUAAACACUAGCAUUUCCAAUUCACCUUCAGUAAAUCAGAUUGAUGACUCUGAUGAAGAAUACAUGGGUGGUGAAGAUCUCAACAGUGAAGACCUAUCAGCCUGCGCUUCAUCCUUGUCUGAUCUUUGCUUCAGCUCUCUUGAUGGCGCAGUCUUCGCCUCCUGCUCCCCCCCAACCUCUACUCUUUCCAAAUCUCUCCAAAGAUCUCUUAGCCAAGAACUUCCGUAUACCAAACAUCUUAGCAACUUAAAGGAAACUCCAAUUAUUCAGAUUGAGGACCCUGUGGUAAAAAGAACCCCAAACCCUAACCAGCCCACAGAUGUUGAUGGAGCUUCAAGCCCUUGCACUGCAAAUCUCGAGUCUCAGUCUAUACUUGCAUCUGCUUCUCCACUGGAUGUUCUCUCGGAAUGGAAAACCUGCUGCUGGCCCAUACUACCUCCGAUCACACCCCGGAGAGGCAGCCAUGGGUCAAGAGCAUCUCUCAGUUCCCCAGUAAGCUGUUCUCAGUCUGACAUGUUUGCUAAGCUGGAUGCUGCAGCACCUCGGAGUGUGUCCUGUCAGUCCUUGGAUCAUGCUGACUGUAGCAACAUUGAUAGCACCUCAGUAACCACAGAUUUGAGUCCUGGUUUGGCCGCUCUAACAGUCGGAUGUGACUCCGGAGAGCUUGGUUCUCUAUCCCGUGUGCAGCUCUUGUUGCUGGAAAGAGGAGCAUCUGAGAGUCUGGAACCUCUGCCAGAUGAGGAAUGGAACAGUUUGAUAGAGGAGAGAGGAGACUAUGAACCUGGGCUUCAAGUCUGGAGCUUGGGCAUUCCCCAGCAUUAUCAGUGCACAGAUCCCUACGUACAGGUGAGCAGCGGUGUGUCUUUAAGUGUAAGGCAUGUUCCACUUGGAGAAAUGGACAUCAGGAGUGGAACUCCAGGGCGUAGUGGCGCUGAAGACAUCUCCAGAUCGUCCUCCUGGUCUCUCAGCUGCGGCUCGAGAGAAGACACUCCCCAUGAGGAAAAAGUCACGCCGUAUUCAGAAGGAAGUGACCUCAUCAGUGAAAACCUCCACCUGAGCGCACAGUCGAUGGAGCCUCAAGUGACUGAAGAAACCUCACUGAAAGAGGCUUGUCCAGGAAAGCGAGAUCGACCUGCUACAGGAGCGUGCUGCGGACCGAACCAAAUUAGGGACAGGAGGAGGAGACAUCACAGGAAGAUGCUGGGCAAGAAGGGAGAAGAGCGGAAAAGCAAAGCCCUGCAGAUUUACACCAAAUUGCAAGACGGAAACAAACCGACCGAGCCCAGCAAGCCGAGGACCUGCUCCAGAUUUGAGGACUUUGAUUUCCUCGCCAAGUACUGCAUCAUCAGUCCUGAGAAGCUCACUGCAUACAGACGUGCUUUCGAAGCUGUGGACACUGAUAGCGAUGGCUAUCUAUCGUGUUUUCAAGUUCUGCUGGCUCUGAAGGACAUCAUUCCUCCAGAGCUGCUGACUGAAGAGGAGGAAAUCUACGUGUACAGGAUUCUAGAGCUGGUUGAUUUCAGUGUGACCGAGGGUCUGACGGAUUUGCGCCUCUUUGCCGUGGUUGCCAGUCUGGCUGAGAAAAUCGCCAUGCUAGACGAUUUCAUGCGGUCUCUCAUUAGCAAGAUGGACUUCAAAUCUUUAGAGAUGAAACUCUACAAAGCAAAGAAGUUGUUCCUGUUCCUCCUGGAGGGCCAGUCUGAGGGCACCGAGUCACCACAGGGUUGUAUUAGUGCUGAACAACUGCUUGUAGAGCUGAAAGCAGGGGGGAUCCGCGAGGAGCAUGAGGAAGAGGUCAGGCGUGAACUUCGGAGCCUUCGCUCUUUAGACCUGCUCGACUUCUUGGCACACCUGCCUCUCUUCAUUCUCAUCCACAAUUCCGUCAUAGCUAACCCACUCGAUGACUCCAGCAACCUGUAACAGAAACAUUGAAGCUUUUAUGUUUUAACAGCAGCAGCCAUAUUGUAUGGUAGCCAUAAUGGCAGGAUGCUUCUUCAAGGCAAUUCAACUGAAUAUUUGAAUUUUAGAUUUUUCAUCUGAUAAAUCUGACCUGGUAAAAACAUUUUAUGCAUUAGGAAAAAACUAAAUUAUGGCUAUGGUCUCUCUAGUGUGUACAACUCAAAAAAAAUUUUAUUAGUGUCAACGUGGACUUUUUUUUGUCUCUGUUUCUUUUCAAUGUCCUUUGACGCACUUUUGAAACAAUUUAGCUAGCUAUAGCUAUUUUCAAUGAGGAUGUGCAAGGAAUGUUCACAUAGUUCAUGCAAAUUCAUUCAUUGCUGUCUUUCCAAUCCCUGUUUCAGUUUUAUUACUGGUAUUAGGUUUAUCGGGUAUUUAGGUGCCUCGAUACCUUGCUUUGCUUUUUGGACCUCUCUUCGGAGAGACCUGAUGAAAAUUAUAAUUUUUUCACCUGUGAUUUGGAUUUUAACUAAGAUUCUAAAUCUCCAGCCAUGUUUUUAGUGUUAAGUUUCUGCAACUUUAUGCUAAGACUUACAAAUAUGGGUCUCACCAGACCUGAAAAACGUUCAUCACAAGUUUGCUGAGUCUUCAUCACGACGUUUUACUUUUAUUUCUAUAUCACUUUUAACAAUGGACAUUGUCUCAAAGCAUCUUUACAGAGAUAAAGCAGUUAUAAAGUUGUAUAAGAGACUGUAUAAGUUUAGUGCCUAUAAGUUUGUUCCAUAUAAUUGUAAGCUUAUCCCUAAUAAAAAAGCCAAUUGUGACUGUGUCAAGGAAAAUCUCCCGAGAUGGUAUGAGGAAGAAACCAGGAGAGCAACUAGACACAAAAGAGAGCCCAUCCUCAUCUGGGUGCCACCGAAUGUCCAUUCCUUACAGGUCCAUCAUUGUUGAGGUGUGCUGUUCAGUCACAUGCAAUUAAAUGCAUAACUGGUCAUGCAACCUGUGAUCCUGAGCUCCUAUUGACAAACUCCAAACAGGAUGUGAAGGUCCAUAUUUUUCUUCCUCCUCAAGGCUUAAAAUGGUUUUCCUCAAGGCUCUAUACUUGCACCUUACAAAAAAACAUGCUGGCAGCUCUAAACUUCCCCUUGGUGUAAAUAUGUGCCUGAUGUGAAUCUAUAGUAAAUGAAGAAGUUAGAUUUAAUGCUAAGUGGUUCCAGGACCCACCACAACCUGACUAGACUAAAACACUUAAUGAAGAUGAAUGAAGGAUACAUAUCAAUAGUAACUCCAUUUUUUCAAAAUUGCCAUUUUGAGGGCUCUUCAGAAACCGUGUGAGCCAAAUUUAAGAUUGAGUUGUAAAAAUAAAAUUUUUAAAUGAAAAUAAACAUGUUUUUCUUUCCAAGCCCUGG